UAAACUGAUAAUGUGUUCAUUUUUAUUUUUACAUAAUAUAUUGUAUAGAUAACAAUUAUCUAUACCCUAUAAUUUGAAGAAUUUUGGGUUAGAAAUACUUGUGUUAGUUUAAAUGUAAAUUAUACCUUAAUUAAUAUUAAAAUGAAAACAUUAAUUUUUAUGAAAAUGCUAUGUUUAAGUUGUUUGAAUUUCAUUUAUAAGUAAUAAUGACUAAAUAUCUGAUUAUAAAUACAUAAUAGCAAGCCCACAAAUUUGUAAUAAAGCAAAGUUGAGCCUUAUCUUAUUCUAUGCUCAGAGCCUAAUCUCUCAUAUUGCACUUGUGAAUGAGUUAUAAAUGAAUGUUCAGUGUAAUUUAUUUAUAACUAAACAUGAUACUGUGUACUGUGAUACUGUGUAAAUGAAACUGUGCACAUUUAAAGACAUACACCACAUUUGCCAAGAAUGAACCCAAUGGAUGACUAUGGUGAUGAUUUACUGGACACUGAGACAUUGUAUCUGGAGACCGCUGCAGGAAUGCCCAGCCUGUUUGAAGGGUCAACAGAAAGUCAGCCCUACAGUCUGUCAGCAUUUAUAUUUGAUAACAACAGUGGCCUGCAGUCCAGCCAGGGCUUUCAGGUGUUUGGCCUGGAUGUUGACUCUGAAUGCCAGAUAACUUCCCCAAGACGGGACUUGCCCCCACAGGCCAGUCAGGUUACCAGGCAGCCAGUAUACAGGCCUUCUGAAACCACACAGAGCAGCUUUCAAACUAUAGAUGAUCAUGUUUCACUUUUAAAUCCCACACCUCAUCUUAAUCAGAAAGGUUACACUGCACUAAUUUUUACCGAGGCAUCAUCUCAUUUUAACCCAGUGCGAGCCCCUGUUGUGAAGCCUUCUCCCAGGGAGAUACGACCCCAUCCAGGGCAGAUGGUGACCGAGGAAUGCUCAGCAGAGGUGUUCGAUGACUCCUGUGAGGGGGCGAGCUCCGAUGAGAAAUCGGAGGAGCACAAGGUGUCACCGAAACGAAGGGGCAGAAAAAGCGGUUCUACAUCUUCUGUCACCAAAGAACUAGUUGCUGGAGCAGUCAAGAUGGAGGAGGGGGAAGUACAGGCAGGUCCGGACCUCAGCUUCAAACCUUCAUUGGAGGAAAUACUGUCCGAGAAAAAAAUGGCUUUACUGAGAUCUCCGCAGGUUGUGAAAUUCAUGAAACAUUUCCAGCAGAAAGCCAGGCUGGAGAAAAUGCAACACCAGUCCACCAUGAAGGAAUCCUAACUGACCUUCGUAGCAAGAACUCUGUGAUUGACAAAGUGAUGCAUGUUUGUGACAUAUGAAAAACAUGCAAAUAUUUCAUGGUCAAGACAAUUGAAGGUCGAUAUGCUAGUUUGACUCACAAUUGGUACAGAAAAACAUGUUAUUUAUGCUCUCUAAAUAAGUUAUAAUCCCACAAACAUUUAUUGCUUAACUUGAUUUUAAUGGAGAACAUUCUGGAUUAGUUGCUAUCACACAACCAUAUAUUGCUUAAAUAGAUUUUAAUUGUUAGAAUAUUCUGGAUAAUGUUGUUAUCGCACACAAAAUUAAAACCAUCUGGAGGUGGCAUGUUGGCUAUAAAAUCAGUCUUCCUUCCUCAAAGGUCAAGGUCACAAUAAGAAAUCUUAGGUCAAAUUUUCCAUAAAACAGAUUAAUAACUCAUUUAUCUGCCAUAACUUUGACAUAUAUGAGAUUUUGAAAUAACUGCACAAAUGUUAACCAUCAUAAGUUGACAUGUAUUGUGUAACAUACCUCUCCCUACCUCAAAGGUCAUGGUUGAACUAAAAGUUCAAAGGUCAAAUUCAAGUGGAAUGUGGUGGCAUCUGUGUUCUAUUAACACUUGUCUUGUUGGUUCAUUCAUGUGUUAAACUAAGUUUAAUUAUAGUUUAAUACAUUGUUUGCAUCCAAUCAUGUAUUUUAAAUUAACUUUUCUAAGGGAUUACAAAUGCGUAAAAAUAGUAUCCAAGUCGUAAAGGGUAAAAUUAUGUGUGUAAUUUUAUGCUCGGAGUGUUAGGUCUGCGGUGUGUUGCAAGUCAACUUUCAGACACUUUACCAUUUAAGUUCUAUAUACUAUAUGUGUAAUAUUGUACAAUUGUUGUUUUAUUUAAAACUCAAUAAAAACUGAUCAAUAAAUUUGUGUAUAGUUAUAUGGUCUAUGAAGGAUUGUAUGAUUAAGAAUUACUCAUGCUGACAAAUUUAUGGUCUCCACAUAUCGAGUUUCAUUUGAAGAAGUAAUAACAAUUACCUUUGUUUGAUAAAGGCACACAUUUCCUGCUGUUGAUGCAGGAUUUUUUAGACAAGGUCAAAGUAUAGGUUGGAUGGCCAUGUGUGGAUAGAGAUCAUCAUAGGCAUGAAAGCAGGGCUUCUGGUGUUGUUCCCCAAAUUCAAGAAUGAAGUUAAUUUUACAAUUUUGGCGAUUUAAAUUAUCCUUUGGCGGAAAUGCAUUGCGAACCAUUCUUUCUGUUUUGUGCCCAGGAUAGUAAACUCUUUAUUCUGAAGACAAAGAGUUAUAGAAAAUAGAAGCUAGAUGAAGUAGUGAAAUGUUCUGCAUCUGUCACUGACAGACAGAUGGGCUAACAGUCAGUGCAAUGUGCCUCCUAUCUUAAGAUAGUCCCGAUAAUAUCUUGGUCCAUUAGGAAACUGUGUCACAUGGUCAAAUUAAAGAAAAAGCUUAGUAAAAAGCUUCAGGAGUUGAAUUUAUUUUCAAAUGUUCAUGAAACUUGGUCAGAUCAUUGGUUCUUAUAUCUUGGAAGAGUUUGAAAAUGAUUCUGGUUCACCGAAAGACAACACAUGUAUUGUCCAAUCUUCAUGAGUCUUGGUCAGAGCAUUCAUUGGUUGAAAAACAUGGCCCCCAGGGGGCGGUGCAGUUUUCUUUUAUAUGGCUACAGUGAAACAUUUAACACUCUGGAAGUCACCUCUCAAAAUACUUAAGUUUCUUUGAGUCUCAGGUGAGAACCUUAGGGCCCAUGACCCUCUUGUCUUUAAAAGGUAUUUCACUGGUAAAAACAUAUAUCAAAGAUGCACAAGUAAAAUUAAUUUUCAAAUCAUUCUACUAGGUCUUGAUAUAAAGUAUACAUUUCCUAAAAAACAGUACGAGAAUAAUAAUGGAUACAUUCAGAAGAACUGUUCUUUUUUUAAUUUUUUUAUUUAAUAUAAAACAUACAAUGUAAAUAUGUGCAUAAGCAAAAACAAAAGUGGUAUAAUACAACAGUAAUAAUAUCAAACACAUAUUAUACAUGAUAUGCUAGGAUAUAAUGUUGUUGUUUUUUUUGCUUUGGUUGCAUGUGGUGUAUGCUGUUAUUUUUAAAUGUAAUAAUCAAUCCUAUAGAUGAGUUGCGUAGAGUUAGGUGGAUGACAACUGGACUGGGUUAUGAAAGUUUAUGCGUUUCCAUUUUUGUUCAAAAAUAUGAAGUUUAUCGUUGUUGAGGGCUAUUUCUUUUUCAAUUUGGAUCUUUAGUUUUAAAUAGUUUAUAAAACAGUUGAAAGUAGGUAUUUGUUUUUUGUAUUUGAAGCUAAAUAUAAAAUAUUUAAUUAAUAUGAUAAUGUGGUCCACAGUGUUAUUAAUUUCUGGUAUUUUAAAAGUAUUCACACCAAAACUGAUAUUCAAGAGAGACAGUUUUAAUUUUAAUUGUUGUUUCUCUAGAAAAGUUGUUAACUGGUUCCAUAGAGUUUGAAUAUGUUUGCACUCCCAGAAAAGGUGUUCUAUUGUUUCAAUGUGUUCGCUGCAUAUAUCACAUAAAUUUGUGUUGGAUAGGUUGCACUUAAAAAGGUAUUUAUUUGUAGCUAUGAUUCUGUGGACAUAUUUAUAUUGAAAAUUUCUCAGUGUGCUAUCUAUAGUUGUUUUAUAUGGCAUGAUAAAUAUUUGUUUCCAAUUUAAUUCUUGUUCUCGAAGAAUGCUUUGCCAUUUAUUUUGAAUCUUGGAGUUUUCUGCAGGGUGUUUAAUUUGUAGUUUGUAAAAUAUUUUGUUUGUUUUGUUUUGUUUUGCAAGUAUGUUUUCCGUGAAUGAUGUUCGAGUACAUGGUGUGUUAUUUGUAUUAAUUUAAUACAAGAUUGUAGAUUUAAUAUGUAUGGGUAUGCUUUUAAUUAAUGUGUAAUACAUAAGGAAAUUGCCUGAAGGUAUUCCGUAUAUAUAACAUAUAUUCUCAAAAGAAUAGAAGUCUUUUAUUCUGUAAUCGUACAAUUGGUCGACAUAUUAAAUGUUUUUUUCAAACCAAUGUUUAUAGAAAAAAGUCUUAUUGUUUGAAGUUAUGUCUUUAUUGUUCCAUAGAAUAGUUUUACUGAUGAUUUGGGUUUCUAGAUGAUGAGUAACAUUAGUCCAUGCUGAUAAAACAUUUGAUAGAAAUAUGUUUUCGUUUGCAAUUUCAUGCAAAAUGGUAUUGCUGAUGUUACAUUCAAAAAGUAAGGAGUCACCAUAUUUUUUUAGGAUUUCCUGGUAGAAUAAUUUCCAUUUACUUGUAUUGGUAUUAUCUAGAUAUCUUUUAACCCAGCUGCAUUUGAUUGCAUUCAAGAAUGAGUAGAUGUCCGUUAAUUGGAUACCUCCAUUUUCUACAGAUUGAAUUAACUGAGUUCGCUUAAUUUUAUCAGGUUUACCGUCCCAUAUGAAAUUAAAUAUUUCUGAUUGUAUAUCUUUAAUAAUAUCUUUUGGUGGGUUUGGGAGAACUGUUAGUGUAUAAAUUAAUUUAGGUAGUGCAAACGUUUUCAACACCGUGUUUUUUCCGAUUAGUGUUAGUUUACGAUGCUGCCAUGAUUUUAGACAAUUUUUAAAUUUUGUAGUUUAGGCAGUAUGUUUUUUAGAACUGUUUCAUUUUCAUUGUUUGUGAAUGUUAUUCCUAACUUUGUUGCUUCAUCUGAUGUCCAGUGGAAUUUCAUUUCUUUUUUAAGUUGAAUAUUACUUUGUUUAAAUUUACCUACUCGUAGCACAGUGCAUUUACUUUUGUUAAGUUUAAGACCCGAUGCCAUUCCAAAAAGGGUAAGCGAUUCUAUAAGAUUAUUGAAUGAGUCAAUACUGUCAUUUAAAAAAUAAGUUGCGUCGUCAGCAAAUAGCGACUGUUUAAUUUCUUCGUCAGGUUCUAGCGAUAUUCCAUUUAUAUGUCUAUUUGAUUGUAUAUAGUGUGAUAGAUACUCGAUGCAUAUAAUAAAUAGUGAGGAUGAGA
This is a messenger RNA of Dreissena polymorpha, 5156 nucleotides long. RefSeq lists its product as uncharacterized. The coding region runs from base 442 to 1248 and encodes 268 amino acids. Lineage: Eukaryota; Metazoa; Mollusca; Bivalvia; Myida; Dreissenidae. The record is from RefSeq and is a predicted model, not a curated record. The transcript has 4 exons.